AUGCCUCCUAAACGUAAAAGAGGACGGCCACGUCGCAGAAUAUCUCAGUCAUUAACUUUUGAACAACAACCAGAGAAUGCGACGUCUGACAAAAACACUUCAGGGAUAGAAAAUAUUAGCAAAAAAGUUAUUGAAUACAUUUGCUCACACUGCGACAAGUCAUUUAAAAGGAAACUCCAUCUUGAAUGGCACUUAAAAAUUUGUGGCCAAAAUGAAGAUGCUGAUAAUACGUCGGGAGAGCUUGGCAAUGAUUCGAAAGAAAACCUCUUGCGAAAUUACCAAAAUAAGAGGCAAGAGUUACAAUGUGAUAAGUGCAGUAAAGUGUUUGUUUUUAAGAAGAGUUUCCUAAAACACAUAGAAAAUGAGCACGCUGAAGGUCCAAACAGUGUAAAAUGUGACCUUUGUGAAGCUUCUUGUCCUUCUGUGGAAAUCUUAGAGCGCCAUAAUGAAAAGCGACAUAAUGUUGGUUCUUUUAAAUGUGAAUAUUGUAAUCAAACAUUUGUGAGAAAAGCUCAUGUGAAGCGUCACAUGAUGCAAAAGGGAUGUGAUGGUCGUAACUUAGUAAAUUUUUCAUGUGGGAUCUGCAAUGCAAAAUUUACCCGAAAGGAUAAUCUAAUGGUGCAUCUACGUUUACAACACAUCACAAAAAAAUUGUUUCCUUGCAAGUUAUGUCAAUACUAUACAAGUAACUUCUCAAAACUUAUUAUUCAUACACAGAAGGUGCACUGCCCCAAACCAUUGCAAUAUGAAUGUGAUUACUGCGGCAAACUAACAAGUUCAAGGGCAUCAAUUAUGAAGCAUCUUGAGAUACAUGGAGACAAGAAAUAUGCAUGUGGUGUGUGUGGAUACAGCACCUUCACCAUUGAAGUAAUGAGGCGACAUGCGCUUACGCAUGUGAGGAAUAAGCCGUACAAAUGCAACAUCUGUAAAAAAUCGUACAUUCAGCGGGCGCAACUCGUGAAACAUCUCGAAAGGCAUAUGUCCUAUACUUGCAGUACCUGUGGCAUUCAGACGCGGCUUAAAGAGGAAAUGGAAGUACAUGAACAAUUGCAUAAAGAUGAUGGGAAUUUGUCGUGCUAUUUUGAAGAUUGUACAGCUUCGAAUUUCAAAACCAAACGUGAACUCGAAAAACACAUUAAGGAACAUACAAAUGUGUACGAAUGCGAGGUGUGCCACAAAGCUUUUAAGAGCGAUACAAAUAAACGACGUCACGUGGCCACGCAUGCGCUAGACCGACCGCGCCGCUGCAUGUACUGCGUGAACGCACGCGCGUACGUACGCGGCGAACAUCUCUUGCGGCACGUGCGCAAACACCACGCGGAUGUCUUCAAACAACGGCUCAUGCACGUCCGAAAAGUUCUUGGUUCCUACGUAACAACGAGUCGCGUGUCCAAAUCUGAGCUUGAAGCCGUUCUGAACGUUUUGGAUGCUGAGACCGAUCGUAUUAUUGAGGAUUAUGGGACUGGGGUGCUCUAUGGCGGAUUGCAAGACACCAAGGACGGUGAUAUUAUCGUCGAGGCACCAUUAAAGCGCGAACCGAGUACUUUACUUAGCGAAGAGGAAUUAGCGGAAAAUUUGAAGGCAUUACUGUCAAAGUUGAUUGAACACGAUUUGCUUCUUGAGUUCGGGUGGCCUGAUGAACCGAUUGAUGAGAUCUUGGAGAAGGUGAUUGAAAAUUGUGGUGCAAACGCAGCAGACCGAACUAAGUGGUCGCGCGUUCAAUGCCUCCGCGAGAACACAAAACACCUGUUUCUUUAUGUUAUUGAGGAUAAAGACAUUGCCAAAAUGCUUACAACCCAUACCAUUGACCAGGUUAUCAUGCAUAUACUUGAACAAGUUAAUGACACGGCAUAG
This is a messenger RNA of Leptosia nina, 1854 nucleotides long. The record is from the annotation of a GenBank genome assembly. Lineage: Eukaryota; Metazoa; Arthropoda; Insecta; Lepidoptera; Pieridae.